Molecule: messenger RNA, 486 nt
Organism: Aureobasidium namibiae CBS 147.97
Lineage: Eukaryota; Fungi; Ascomycota; Dothideomycetes; Dothideales; Saccotheciaceae
Exons: 2
Source: RefSeq, a predicted model, not a curated record
AACCAACAGUCACGAUCAAAAAAACCAACCAACCCCCCAAACAUGACUUCUCCAGAAUUGAAAUAUGCAAUUGACCACACCACGCUAUCGCGAUUGCAGAGUCUGCUGAAAUCAGUAUGCGACGCGUCGCAAGAAGCGCGUGUUCUCGUCGAAGGACAGCUUCUGGCCACACCGACUACCGUCAUCGAUCUCACAGACGAGCACGAGCAUACACCCACCACGUACACUGGCGUGAAAAGACAACGCUAUGCCAUGUGCGAGCAUUGCAAAGAAGAGUUUGAUGUCCUCGAAAAUGAUGAGGAAAGUUGUCAAUAUCACGACGGCGAGCUCGAAGUUGAUUGGGAUAGCGACACCUGGGUCGAUUGGGACCAAAGAUGCCACGGCACCAUCGAUAAUGAUCUCUUCGACGAGUACCCCGGAGGCUUCAAAUGGGAUUGCUGCAACGAGGCUGGAAACGAGGAAGGGUGUGUGAAUGGCCCGCAUGAG